UGCGAGUCAUCUGCAAACAAUUACACACUUCGUCUUCACCUGUAACGUUUUCUCAACAGGAAUCUUGAGUCACACCGUUCCUAAAUCAGAUAAUGGCAUGAGAGGGACAUGGCUCCAGUGGGUGUACCUGCUCUCUUACUGUUGGCAUCUUGCCUGCUGUUCAUCUUGCCCUCAUGCCUCUAUGCGUGUCCGAGGUCCUGCAGUUGCCCCAGCCCUAAAGAGGUGCACUGUACCUUCCGUCACCUACCCUCUGCCCCACAAAACCUACCCAAGGACACUGAGAGACUCAACCUAGGCUAUAACAGCAUCGGCACGGUUGGGUCUUCAGAUUUUGCAAACCUGCGGCAAUUGGAAAUGCUCAUGCUCCAUGGAAACGAUAUCUCCUCCGUCUCUUCCGGAUCCUUUUACCACCUCCGUUCCCUCCAGAUACUCAAGUUGAGCUACAACAAACUCAAAAGAGUUGACCCCAGCUUGUUCGAGGGCUUGACCAGCCUUGUACGGCUUCAUUUAGACCACAACCUCAUUGACUUCAUUGAGCCUUUUUCAUUUACUGGACUCACAUCAUUAAAGCUAUUGCAACUGGAGGGGAACCGACUGCAGGACCUCCACUCUCACACAUUUAUUACUGUCUCAGUCCUGGGUACAUUUUGGAGCUCAGGACUGCGGCAUCUGCACCUAGCAGACAACCAACUAGAAUACCUGCUGCCUGGAACUCUGCAGCACUUAGACAGGCUAGAAGUCCUCUCUCUACAUGGAAACCCCUGGGCCUGUGACUGCCACUUACAUUGGUUGUUGGAGUGGGACAAAAAUCAUGAGGGAGUUAUUAAGUGCAAAAAGGACCGUGAAUCUGGAGAUGCUGGCAACUGUGCUGCUUGUGCCUCACCAAAGCCUUUGAACAACAGCCAGAUCUUGCAGCUUUCAACCAGCCAGCUCACCUGUUACCAACCCUCCCUUCAAUCCCCACUUAAAAUUGGGGAGAGUAGCAUGUGGGAAAAUCAGGAGCCAGAUGCCCCCUACAUCAAGGACCUGGAGCAUCCUCUUGGCCAUCUGACAUUCAUUCUCUCUGACAGUCAUGGGAAUCGGGCACACGUGGCUUGUAAUGUAACACGUCCUGUUGAAGACACCUCCAUGGUGUGGGAGCCAGUGAGGAGAACAGAUGAGAUUGCUGUAAAUGUGACUCUACGGACACUUCUGGAGUGUGAGAUCGAUAGAGACGCUCUUCAGAACCUGUGGAGGUUGGUUGCCUACUACUAUGAGAGCCCAGCCAUUUUGGAACGGGGAACCAGACUUGGGAAUUCUUCAAAGGUGACUUUUCAGUACUCUCAAGCCUCACAUGAGGAAUCACCAUAUUUCACAGAGCUCAAAGGACACUUAAUGGCUGAACCAGCCUGGCUUUUACAACCAAGGGUCACCCUUCAGCUGAACCGGCGCAAAACAACAACUAAAAAACUGGUGCUGAACUUCUCCACUUUUAUAUCAAAGCACAUCAUUGGAAGAGGGGAUGAGGAGGAUGUAGUCUCCUCCUGGGCUAUGAUCCAAAGAGGAGCCCCGGGAAGAAUACAGUCAGUGCUAGAACACUCUGAAGUCCGUCUGGAUUGCAGCGUGCUAAGCUCGGGGCAUCCGCCUGUGGAGUGGAUGCUUCCAGACUUAACAACAGUGGAUCAAACUGAUUCUCAUAAAUUAAGGCUGGAGAAUUACAGACUAGUUAUCAAAAACACAAGUAUUGCAGACUCUGGGCUGUAUCAUUGCUUUGUGAGGACUGACACUAAUGUGGACAUCGUCCCCUAUAGACUCACAGUCAGGAUGCGUCUCUUAAGUCCCAGUGAUUUAAAUGGAAAGAAGAUAUCUGUGGAGAAGGGGGACACUCUUAGUCUUCCCUGUUUAGUAACUUCUCCUCAUCCAAUUGAGACAAGAUGGUUCCUACCAAACAAUCAUAUUUUUAAAGCGUCAGACAUGAAAGGAAGGGUGUAUGUAUCACAGAACAACACUUUGAUCAUCAAAAAAGUGACUUACGAGGAUGCCGGAGAGUAUAGUUGUUUAGCAGCUAACCUCUAUGGGGCUGAUAUGUUGUCUCACCUAAUUGUUGUUGUUGGUGAAAAGGAAGACGCACAAAGAGGUGUUACGGUCUCGAUGGGUGAAUUACUGCUUUUUGAAAAUGAGGACAGUGAAGGGUCAGGAUAUGAAGAAAUCAAAAGACCAACUACUAAACUCACACCUCAGAGGGUCGAUGGAAAACACGUCCGACAAAAUUCAAAAGGAAAGAAAAUCAAAGAGAGUGUGAGAAAACCUAAUAACGCUGUCAAAGAGCUUGAUCCCGGCCGCUGGGAGCAGAUUCUUGCAAAAGCUAACGCUAAACUCUCAACCAUGUCACCAGUUACGGCGCACCUAGAAAUGACAAAAACAAUGACUGAGUCUUCACUGAUUACAACCAACAAAACUUUGUUGGCUGCUACCUUUAAAAUGACUAAAACAGAUGUUACAGCUAGCAGUACCAGCGCAAGUUCAAGCAUCCAACAUUUCAAUGCGGAACAGCUGGAACCACCACCCCUCAAUGAGCAUGUACAAGAAACUACACAGGUAGAAAAAUCAAAAGACAAGACAAGUGAUUAUAACAUUUCAUAUUUGACUUUAGAACACAUAGACUCAACAACGGUACCUGAACAUGAGACUCAGCUGAUAAAACAGGUAGACAGACAGACAAUAGAAGAGAAAAUAAGGGCUAAUAAUAAUUCCAUCUGGAACCAAAGACGAAGAUUCCCAUAUAGGCAGCGUAGGCCUCCUUCACGUAGACCACGUCCAAAGAGACCAAAUUUCACCCUAGCUCCCUCUACAGCAGUGCCAUUCACUCACUCUCCAGUCAAGACACUGAUACCUAAAAGUAGUGUAGCAAUGACCACCAACUCUUAUACUCAAGCCCAAAACAAAGAUGUCACAGCUUUAAUGACUUUAGAAGUUUCCCCUGCACAUUACCCAGUAACCGAACGCUUUGCCAUGGCAGUCACAGAGGACCCUCUUAAAGUGCCUAUAACAAUGUUCAGAAAAGAUGAGAACUUGAAUGAACUUGAAAGCAAAACAAAACACAUUGAGUCAGUUCAGCUUGUAAGUACAACAUCUCUGCAAGAAAAUGAAGCAGUUCCUGCUACACGUGCUACACCCAGACAGAUCAACAGGUAUGGACAUGAAAACAGAGAGAUCAUCUUGAGAACUAAUAGCCAGGCAAAUGAGAAUAAGACCAGGCAGAUUUUGACAACUGCCAUCCCUAAUCUUCAAAUUAGCUACAUAAAUCCUCCAGAGACAAAAAUAGCACAUGUGACUGAGAAACCAACCUUAACUAAUGUGGACCAGCAGAGAGUUUACAACUGGGCAAUGCAUCCUGAAGGAGUACCUAUCCACCCCUGGUUAAUCCAAAAGUCUACACCAAAAAAACAAAUCUCCAUUACACCCCAUCCCUACAAUCAGUUUCCCUUCUGGCCCACAGUUCAUAGCUCAAAGCACCACCACUCCCAAGACAAAACAUGGUAUUUCCUACAAACAGGAGGCAGGGGUGCAGGGGCCACCAAUCGGCCUGAAAUCACUGCUCAAACAGCAAAGCCCACAACUUAUAUUUUGGGGUCAGUGACGGCUUCCGUUGCGAGGACCAUAGCUCCACAUGUCAGCUCGUCUCGUGUACGUGACCACUUACUUUUCAACAGGCUCAGAAACAGAUAUAGACAGUCACAGCUUGAUGCAUAUCGACUAGCCCAGAUGGGAAAGCUUGUCACUUCUAAGCCAAGGACAUAUCGUCCCACCCCACAGCCUCACCAAGCUCCAAAUAUCCCAAACAUCUACAAGCCUGUGACUCCCCCAUCCAUCCUAGCAUAUACAAACAAACCAACCUUCACAGCUAGCGUACCAUAUGGCAGUCGCUGGCACUACAGUCAGUUUGGAGCAAAGAAAUUGAGCACUGCCAUUCCCUUUCCAAACCUGAUGGGCAAUGGCGCCAAACCCAGGAUCACAACAACUGAAUCCGUUACUAUAUCUGCUUUAGCAGAGACAGAUGUGCUCUUGUCCUGUAGAUCAUCUGGGGACCCCAAACCUAAUGUUUCAUGGACCAAAGUUUCAACAGGCUACUGUCCACAAAGACACAUCACUGCUUUCCCCAAUGGCACUCUGAGAAUUCUGAGACUGACUGAGAAAGAUGGAGGCAAUUAUCUGUGCAUGUAUCAAAGACCAAAUGGUGAGGACAUGGAGCUGUUCCAAGUAGAGGUUCUCAUGAGGCCACCAAAGAUAGAGAACACUGGGGCACAACAUAAAAGAGUUGCUAAUGGAGACAACUUCCUGGUGGACUGUGUAGCUUCUGGCCUUCCAGACCCUGAGGUUUCAUGGAGCCUCCCAGAUGGCACCAUGAUCAACAAUGCCCUCCAGUCGGAUGACAGUGGAACCCGUAACCGGCGCUAUAUCAUCUUUGGGAAUGGAACGCUUUUGUUGCAACAAAUGGGAAAGAAGGAUGAAGGCAAUUAUACAUGCUAUGCUAAGAACACCCUGGGGGAAGAUGCAAUGAAAGUAAGUGUCCAAGUCAUGCCAAACUCACCCCAAAUAACUUCUAAAGAGCAGGUAUCCAUGUGGGCACCUUUCGGGCAAUCAGCCCAGAUGAAGUGUGAUGCUACCGGUGUGCUAUCAGCUACGAUCAUCUGGAUCUCACCAAGGAAUGAGAUAAUACCCUCAUCUUCGGUCAAAUACCAAAUCCUAAAUGAUGGGACUCUGAUCAUUAAAAAACUGACUUUGGCUGACCAGGGAAAGUAUGCCUGUGUUGCACGGAACCCAGCCGGAGAUAACAUCAAGAAUGUGAACCUUCUAGUUGAGGUUAAAGGCCCACAAAUCAAUGGACACAGUGGGCGAUCAGAGAACAAACUUUUAGCAGUGUAUUACCAGACUUUGCUGCUAGAUUGCAAAGCAGAAGGUAAGCCUGUACCACAGAUCACCUGGACCACACCUUACGGCAUGUCUCUACCCACUCCAUAUUUAGGAGGUAGGUUCCAAGUCCACAGGAAUGGCACUCUUGAAUUGAGGGGCAUUCGAAAGACUGAUGAAGGUCGGUUUCUGUGCAUAGCUAAGAAUUACUUAGGGGAAGCAAGUGUAGCAGUUGACCUCAAAGUUGCAUCACUUGCUGAGAAGCCAAGCUUUCCAGUGCCAAACAUAGAGGUUCUUCCUCUCAAAGCAGAUGGUGAUGACAUAUCUUUGGAGUGUCGUGCUACAGGAAAACCAAAGCCAGUGUUUCUAUGGAUUCUACCCAAUGGAACAGCACUGAAUCCAGGCAUGAAACUUCGGCGGUUCAUUCACUACCUGGGAAAUGGGACGUUACACAUUACGCAGCCAGGUGUCAUUGACAAAGGUGUGUAUCGGUGCCUGGCUAAAAAUGUAGCUGGACAAGCAGAAAAGCGCUAUGCUUUAGAACCUGGACAGAAGCCUCAAAUUAGAAGUACAGCUUCAACAAUGAAGAUUUCGUUUGGACAGACAGUAAAUAUGCCAUGCAAUGCUGAUGGUUGGCCUCAGGCAAAAAUUACCUGGACUCUUCCAAAUGGCCUGGUCUUAGACAAGCCCCAAAUUAUUGGAAGAGUAACAUAUUUAUCUAACGGCACACUUCAGGUAAAAGAAACAUCCAAAUUUGAUAGAGGAACGUAUACCUGCAAAGCCACAAACACCUUUGGAUCCUCAACAUUGUCAUAUCCAGUAAGUAUUAUGGUGUUUCCACCUCAAAUCACUCAUGCUCCACCUUCAGUAACCAGAGUUAACAGGGGGUCUCCUGUGAUUCUGACCUGUAUAGCUGCUGGCAUACCCAAACCAGACAUUUCUUGGACUCUGCCUGGACGUACCACGCUUGUACCCAAUAGUCGCUUCACAGCACAGGGUGGAAUUCGCAUGACAGAGGAGGGAAAUUUGGUCAUACAGGACCCAGGCCUCAUGAACUCAGGGAUUUACAAAUGUAAUGCUAGAAAUGCCUUGGGAACAGACUUCAAAGCAACAUACCUUCAAGUGAUCUGAGCAAUAGACAGAAAUCCAUCAGGUUAUUAAGAACACUAAAUGGGAACCUUUCUUUAAAAACAUAAAUCAUACUUUAAAAGUGCACCAAUGCACUUAAAAUACCCCCAACAAUGUUGUUAAAUAGCAUUUUUCCUUAAUAGUUUUUGUGAAUAGCCAUGGAUUGUUGUCUUUGGAUCUGCCCAAUAACUGACCCGAGGAUAAGAUUUCUUUAGUAUUCUAUAUUUAAUUUAUGAAAUUAUUGGUUUGUACAUAUUUAUAUAUUCCACAGUUUAAACAGAAUAAUUUUUACAUACUUUUUUUAACAUAAAUUGCACAUAAAACAUUCCAGAAUGUCUGUGAUUCGUCUGAUAUGUUCUGUCUGUUGAAUUUCUUGCAUUCUUCAGUGUAUUAGAACAAAAUAGCCUUGUCAGAGCAGAACGAGGCCUUGUAUGGUACAAAUGUUGGCAUUGUGGUAGUUGUCCAAAUAAAUAAGACAAGAACACAGUAUGUAAGACACUUACUGCUACAC
This is a messenger RNA of Sinocyclocheilus grahami, 6529 nucleotides long. Its product is annotated as matrix-remodeling-associated protein 5-like. Gene Ontology annotation, molecular function: protein binding. The record is from RefSeq and is a predicted model, not a curated record. Gene Ontology annotation, biological process: axonogenesis; positive regulation of synapse assembly. Bases 109 to 6021 code for a protein of 1970 amino acids. Lineage: Eukaryota; Metazoa; Chordata; Actinopteri; Cypriniformes; Cyprinidae. The transcript is spliced from 8 exons.